UUCGAUUCAUUUACAGAAACUCCUCGGCCUCUCCUCACCUAACCCAACUGCCCUUUCUCUUGUAAUAAUCGAACUUCCCUUUCCGUCUCUUUCGUCGUCGUCGUCGUCGCCGCCGCACCGCCAUGGCUUGUGUUAGCUUCGCUAAGCUCAACGUGCCGUCGUCCACUUGGAUUGGAGGCCAGCAGUCUCCCUCUCUGCGAUCCGUCUCGUCAACACGGCUCGCCACUCGCAGAGUCUCACUCCCGAUCCGUGCCGGCGCUUACACCGACGAACUCAUCAAAACCGCCAAAACUAUUGCAUCACCUGGCCGUGGAAUCCUGGCGAUCGACGAAUCGAAUGCAACAUGUGGAAAGAGAUUAUCUUCUAUUGCCUUAGACAAUACUGAACCCAACCGCCAGGCUUACAGACAGCUUCUGCUCACAACUCCUGGCCUUGGAGAAUAUAUUUCUGGUGCCAUUCUUUUUGAAGAAACACUUUACCAGUCAACAGCAGAUGGGAAGAAGUUUGUGGAUGUCUUGCAUGAACAAAAAAUUGUGCCCGGCAUCAAAGUAGAUAAGGGUUUGGUUCCUCUACCUGGAUCAAACAACGAAUCUUGGUGUCAAGGCUUGGAUGGAUUGUCAUCAAGGUCGGCUGAGUACUACAAACAAGGUGCUCGGUUUGCCAAGUGGAGAACAGUCGUUAGCAUUCCUUGUGGUCCUUCUGCUGUAGCUGUUAAGGAAGCUGCCUGGGGACUUGCCCGUUAUGCUGCCAUUUCUCAGGACAAUGGACUUGUGCCAAUCGUGGAACCCGAGAUUCUUCUUGAUGGUGACCACCCUAUUGAAAGGACCCUUGAAGUAGCUGAGAAAGUCUGGGCAGAAGUAUUUUACUACCUGGCUGAGAACAAUGUUAUAUUUGAAGGCAUCUUACUCAAGCCCAGCAUGGUAACCCCGGGAGCUGAACACAAAGAGAAGGCUUCUCCCGAGACUAUUGCAAAAUAUACACUCACUAUGCUGAAGAGAAGAGUUCCACCAGCCGUUCCGGGAAUCAUGUUUUUGUCUGGAGGACAGUCUGAGGUGGAAGCCACCUUGAACUUGCAUGCAAUGAACCAAAGCCCGAACCCGUGGCACGUUUCAUUCUCAUAUGCUCGUGCAUUGCAGAACACCGUGCUUAAGAUAUGGGAGGGACGUCCUGAGAACGUCGAAGCUGCUCAGAAAGCUCUUUUGGUGCGUGCAAAGGCAAAUUCUCUGGCUCAGCUCGGAAAAUACUCAGCUGAGGGUGAAAGUGAAGAAGCCAAGAAAGGAAUGUUCGUUAAGGGCUAUACCUAUUAAGACGACUUCAAGUUUCACUUCUCACACUCUUGGUUGGCUAUGCAUGGCACUUUGCGAGAGGAGUACUUGUUUUUAGAUAAGUUUUUACAUUUUAUCUCCACGCCUCCUGAAAGUAGAGGUUGAAUAAAUUUGCAUGGGAAAGUAGAGAAACCACAUGCCUUGAAUCACUUCCCUUGGUAAUAUCUAAGGUAAGGCUUGUUUAUUGGGUUUGUCAAUUUUAGACUGAAUUCCAUUUUAAGUUUAGAUUGUUUGUAUCAUCUUGAAUUAUGGUCAGGUUUAGGCUUUUGAAUUUCGUUUCGUC
Messenger RNA from Hibiscus syriacus, 1608 nucleotides. RefSeq names its product fructose-bisphosphate aldolase 3, chloroplastic-like. Bases 123 to 1307 code for a protein of 394 amino acids. The transcript is spliced from 6 exons. Gene Ontology annotation, molecular function: fructose-bisphosphate aldolase activity. The record is from RefSeq and is a predicted model, not a curated record. Gene Ontology annotation, biological process: glycolytic process; fructose 1,6-bisphosphate metabolic process. Gene Ontology annotation, cellular component: cytosol. NCBI's taxonomy places the organism in Eukaryota, Viridiplantae, Streptophyta, Magnoliopsida, Malvales, Malvaceae.